AUGCAGAAAACUAAGGCCAUCUCAGUUGGUGCACAAUCCAUCAGCAUUACAGGCCAGCCCUGGGGCCUCGCACCCGAGAUUUCACAUCAAAAUAGCUGGCAGCUGGUAGAUGCUGGCAGUUGUGGUUGUGUCAAUUCAGAAGAUCAUGGCUUCAACAAUUUCAACCGUCGAGCCCCAAAUUUCGGAGGGUUCUUUGGGCCCUCAAGCGACGCAGGUUGCACUUUGGAGCGUGGUUAUGAGUACAGCUUGGUGGUCUACGUGGAAUCCUCUGGCAACACUGGAACUUUGUCGUCUCCUGUCUCUGUCAUGGUACCUUCCUCCAAUAGCUUCUACACGGACCCUGCGGCCACCAAUCCAAGCACUGCAGGUGUCGACAUUACCUUUGCAACCCAUCAAGCUGGAAAUGCUUGGGGAGUUGUUGCGUCCGUGGCGGACGCCUCAACGGUCUCUGCCAGCACCAUUAAAGCGGGCACAGGCGGUGACGGCCACAACGUCCGAGACGAUGAGCUUCACCGGAUGCAGUUUGGUGUGAAGACUCAAUGGAAACAAACCCUGGAUGAGACCUGA
Cladocopium goreaui is the source of this 567-nucleotide messenger RNA. The record is from the annotation of a GenBank genome assembly. Lineage: Eukaryota; Dinophyceae; Suessiales; Symbiodiniaceae.